AUGAUAGAUGAUGAGGAAUAGAACGAAAGAAUUAUAACAAAGUAUCGUGAUACACUAAGAGAUAUGGGAUUAAUGAAUUUAGGCUUUGGAUCAAUGUUUUUAUUAAUGUCUAUUAACAAAUCCUUUUAUGGUAUUAUUCAUCAAAUAAUGAUAAAGAAAAUGAUGAAUGCAUAUUCUUAAGAUAAUAAGGAUUAGAUUUUGGCAUAGCUUUAUUGAUUUUAUCUACUUUAUAAUUGUAAGAAUCAAUUAUAAUAAAUACAGAUCUUUUUUCUUUGUUAUUCAUCGAAUGGAGAUUAAGAUGGUUUAGGAAGUAUUUUCCUUUUUAACAGGAUUAACUUUUUUAAUGGGAUUGAUUUUCUUUGUUUUAUUAUCGGUAUAUUUAUUGAUUUAAGAAAUAAGUAUGGAAUUUAUAAAGGGGAACCUUGUGGUGCAUUAAGAAUAUUAUCAAUAGUUUAUAUUGUGUUGGUAGUGUUUUCACUAUUUUGUUUUGCCCUUAUAGUAUGUUGCGUAUUAAUUUUGAGUGCAAAUGAAAGGUGA
Molecule: messenger RNA, 537 nt
Organism: Paramecium pentaurelia
Lineage: Eukaryota; Ciliophora; Oligohymenophorea; Peniculida; Parameciidae
Source: the annotation of a GenBank genome assembly